AUGGUGGCGAUGUUCGCCGUGGAAGUCGUGCUGUGCUCCGCGCACCUCUCUUUCCUCCCCUCUCCCCCCUUGCCUUUCCUUGGCACCCCUCCUCUCCCCGACACCGGCCAGUGGCUCCUUCUCGCCCUCAACAACCACCUCCCUGCGCCCCUCGCCCCUCCCUUCCCCCCUUCCCCAUUCAUCCCUCCCUCCCCAUACAGUGGCACCCCUCCUCUACCCGACACGGGCCAUGGCACCCCUCCUCUCCCCGACACAGGCCAGUGGCUCCUGCUCGCUCUCAACGACCACCUCCCCGCGCCCCUCACCGCGCUCCUCCGCGCGCGCCUCGUCGAGUUGCACGAUUUCCUCAUGCUCUUCAUGCUGCUCGCCUUCUCCGUGCUCUUCAACUGCAUCCCCCCUUCGGGAAUCGGCCUCGGCGCGCGCUACUGCUUCACCAUCGGGCUCAGCCGCUUGCUCCGGUGCACUACCCACCAGAAUAUCAACCUGACUGGGGCGCUUUCCAAUUCCUGGUGGACUUUCCUGCGCCCAAUGAACGCCCGCGCUCACCACGGCGCCGCCGCCUCCUCUGGCGCCUUCAGCAGCUUCGUCAUCCGCCCCUACGGCGGCUGCAACGACCUUGCCUUCAGCGGCCACAUUAUCGUUGCAGCGCUCACUGCCUGCGCAUGGCAGGGAGGUUCGGGAGCGGCAGCAUUAUUCGGUAGAUGUGGUGAUCGCUCUUUAUCUCGCGCCGCUGCUGUGGCGCACCACCAGGUUUCUCUGGUCGCACCCGCCGCGCCGCCUACGAGGAGGGAGGCUUUUGGGGCAGCGCUUAGUGAGCGGGAAGCGGCGCUUAUGAAAGCGCUGAAGGAUGGGGAUUUGGGUGCGGUGAGGGAGGCGGUGGGGGAUGCGGUGGAGGAAGCGGAAGGAGUUGUUUCGGGUGGUGUCAAGGGGAAGACAGCUGGUGAUAAAGCUGGGAAGGAUGCGCAGACUAACAGAUUGCUGUUGCCGUUUGGUAUCGGUAUGAUUUUGUUGCUGUUUGUGGUGGUUUUGACGGCCUUCAACAUGGCAGACGAAGGCGGAGGCUUCUUUAAGUGGCGAAAAUAA
This is a messenger RNA of Closterium sp. NIES-65, 1083 nucleotides long. Lineage: Eukaryota; Viridiplantae; Streptophyta; Zygnematophyceae; Desmidiales; Closteriaceae. The record is from the annotation of a GenBank genome assembly.